Molecule: messenger RNA, 2592 nt
Organism: Neoarius graeffei (lesser salmon catfish)
Lineage: Eukaryota; Metazoa; Chordata; Actinopteri; Siluriformes; Ariidae
Gene: dnajb9b
Product: DnaJ heat shock protein family (Hsp40) member B9b
Exons: 3
Coding region: 8-724 (238 amino acids)
Cellular component (GO): endoplasmic reticulum
Molecular function (GO): protein-folding chaperone binding; misfolded protein binding
Source: RefSeq, a predicted model, not a curated record
UACUCGAAUGCCGCGUCAAGGAAAGGAAAGAAGAAGGCAGUGGUGUUUUCACUCAGCUGUUCUCUCAGUUUCACUCCAGCACACCGAGGGCGUGAGCACAGCCAUGGCCACAACCCAGUCGAUGUUCGCUGUAGCAGUGUGCGUCCUGAUGAUCACCGAGAUAAUCUUGGGCCAGAAAAGUUACUAUGAAAUCCUAGGGGUUCCCAAAGAUGCGUCUGAGCGCCAAAUCAAGAAGGCCUUCCACAAACUGGCUAUGAAGUAUCACCCAGACAAGAACAAAAGCCCAGACGCAGAGGCAAAGUUCAGGGAGAUUGCUGAGGCAUACGAAACGCUGUCUGACACCAAGAGGAGGCAGGAGUACGAUCAGAUGAGGAGCAACCCUUUCUCCAGGGAGGGCACACAAGGAACCAGGGGCGGUCAGUUCCAGCAACCGUUCAGCUUUAAUUUUGAGGACAUGUUCAGUGACUUUGAUAUUUUUGGCCAGCCGACACGCUCCCAGCGUAAAAGGCAUUUUGAGAGCCACUUUCAAGGCCACGAAGAGGCGCACAGAAGCAGCUUCCAGAGUCCUUUCGGAGGCAACAUGUUCAAUAUGUUUUCAGACUUUUUCUCGUUCGACGGACGCUCAAACGGCGGCGGGUUUCACAGCUCGGACAGCCAGCAGCGCUGCCACACAGUCACUCAGCGCAGAGGAAACAUGGUGACCACAUACACAAAGUGCUCCUGAUUUCUACUGCGCUCAAGUCUUUGGUUUUGAUGUUAAUUUAAUUUCUUGCUCAUGCUUACUGUUGUGACUGAACCGUUUGGUGCAGAGUAAUGCUCCUGACUUUACACACUUUAAAUGAAGGGCUUAAUUUCAGGGGGUUAUAAAAAUAAAAAAUCUAAAUAUCUAAGCUGAUAUAUGUACACUCACUGGCCAAUUUAUUAGGUACACCUGCUGUUUUACACUGUCGUCUAAUCCGCCAAUCCCUUGACAGCAGCACAAUGCUUAAAAUCAUGCAGAUACAAAUCAAGAGCUUCAGUUAAUGUUCACAAUGUUCAAAUAUCAGAAAACUUUUUGGUUUGAGUGUUUCAGAAACUGCUGAUCAGCUGGGGUUUUCACACACAACGGUCUCUAGAGUUUAUACAGAAUGGUGCGAAAAACAAAAAACACCGAGUGAGUGAGAGUUCUGUAGGUGGAAACAAACGCCUUGUUGAUAAGAGAGGUCAGAGGAGGACGACCGAUUCCUUCAAGCUGCCAGGAAGGAUAUAGUAACUCAUAGCAACUCUUUACAACCGUGGUGAGCAGAAAAGCAUCUCAGCAUACAACAGCAGAAGACCACAUUGGGCUCCACUCCUGCCAGCCAAGAACAAGUUCCUAUUAAAGUGGCCGGUGAGUGUACUGUAAGCUAAGAAGUUUCGCACGCCUGGCUUCAUGUUUCUGUAAGCAGACGUAUGGUACAACCAAAAAUGGAGCCAGUUUUGGCGAGAGAGUAGAGGACAAUCCCUACGUCUUAAAUCUUAAGAAGUCGUGUAUUGAAUUGCAUGUUUCAGCAAUUCACAUCAUACAGAUGACCUUCAUUGGCAGACGACACGUUUUUUAAAAAGGCUAGAAAAUGUGAAAAGAUCGUUGCAUCAUAUGUACAAUAUAUGUAAGAGAUUUGGAUAACCCCCAAAAGAAUAGAUUUGAAAAUAUUUCCUGUUCUGGCUUUAAAGUCGUGACUUUUUUUUUUUUUAAAUUUCAUGUGAAAGUACUGUACGAGUGAAAGACAUGAAUGAACAUGGAAGAGAUUCUGUUAACUCCGACACAAUCUCAAAGCUGACGAGCGAGACUUCGUGGCCCUUUGGCGAAUCUUCUUGUCAUAUGUUGCACAAUGCUUUAUCAAGCAACUUGCUUGGUUGUCGGUUCAUGUGUCUUCCUUGUACUUGCGCACAGCGCUGACACUGACGCUGAGCAGUCCUCAUGCUUUCCCACAGAGCCCCAGCAGUGGAGAGAGGAAGCACACUGAAAACAUAAAACUCCUGAUUUUAUCCCUGAGACCCAAAACUGGGGGCUUCCCUCUUAAUGUGCAAUAAUUACACACGUCUUCUGUUGUGUUUGGGAAUCCUGUCAAGUAACACAGCCUGUUCCGUCCCUCAGGGUUAACAGACAUUUUCAUCUGUUUGUUUGUUUUCCUUAAGUGCACAUUUGCAUGUGGUUUGAUGCAAAGUAACAUAUUAUUCAAGUCUGUAAUCCAACUUGAUCAGAGAAAACAUCAGUAUCAUGGUCUCUGUUUUUGCAAAUGGUAAAACAAACAGGUUGUCUAUUUUUGAACAUGUCUUAAUGGUUUACGGAAGUUAAACCCUUUAAUGAAUGUGAGCGUCGUUUAUCAGCUUCACAGGAUUCUUUUUCAACAGUUACCUCAUGAUAUGACAUCGGUGUACAGGAUGUUGUGCAAUACUAUAGUUUGUGGUUGCUUUCAGUUUUGUUUUUUCUUGAACGAAUCUGCCUACUUUUGAUGAUUGUACACAAAUGCCUUCAAUACCUCUGUGGUUUAUUUUAUGGGUGUAACGAGAUGCUUGAAAUGCUCUUUUUUUUUUUUUUGCUUUGUGUCAAUAAAAUGUGCGGUAUUAAAA